AUGAUCAAUACAUGGAACAUGCACGCAUACAAGACUUCCGAAGAAGCCACCCUGAUCCAAUCCUGGCAACAGCACUGGUGGUUUGAUGAUAAAAGUCAGUUCGAAAAUGCGUCUGUCGAGCAGCUUCGAAAACACCACAAAACCACAUGGCUUGCUAGCCUAUCUGAGAAGGAGAGGAGACGAUACCGGCCUGAACAACUUAUGUUCUUUGUCGUCGACAAGGAGGUGCUGGACAGUGUUCGCCCGCACAGCACCGACUUAUCAGAACAUCAAGGCGACUACCCUUAUCUCAAAGCUUGGGACUCAAAUUCUCCUGCUGCAGAUGACGGCGAUUAUCCUGGUUGGAUGAAUGUCAAAGUACCUGUUCUUCGUGAUCUUUACGAGAUGGCUGUAUUUUUAGAUGCGGAAACUAUGCGAGCGCUUCGCUCCAGGUCUAGGGAUUAUUUCAACAGCUACCUUGUUCACAUGGAAGACGACCACUUUGGAGACCAGGAAGAGGAGGAACAUGCAGAGGAAGAAGGAGGUCCUGCUUAA
This is a messenger RNA of Aureobasidium musti, 534 nucleotides long. The record is from the annotation of a GenBank genome assembly. Lineage: Eukaryota; Fungi; Ascomycota; Dothideomycetes; Dothideales; Saccotheciaceae.